AUGAAUGUAGAGACACGUAUCUCCACAAUCAAAAAAUAUGGUUAUUGCUAUAACUGCUUGGCUAUUUCACAUAGCUACAAGAACUGUGUGAGUAAAUUCUCGUGUCGUAAGUGUCACAAAAAACACAAUACUCUGAUACACAGAGAAUCCAGCCUUCGACCUGAAUCCACUCCGGAAAUACCAAACGUCACUAGUUCGAACCAUGAAAACGCUUCAAGUACCGCACUACCCACCCAAAGCACAAAUACAAAUCGGCAAGCCUACACUACAACUAUACAGUCCACUAUAUCAUCAACCCAAGACCCACCCAACCCAAGUAGGAAGCAGAUAUUACUCGGUACUGCAAUGGUUCAAAUAGAACAUAAUGGCCAGCGAUAUUCCGCGAGAGCCCUUAUUGAUUCAGGAUCGGAAGCCACAUUUAUAUCUCGAAGACUUCAGAGAAGCUUGGAUAUACCCACCCACUCUGUAUCAGCCCAAGUGACCGGACUAAACAAUGCAGUUUCAGCAACACCAACGAACAUCUGUGAAAUCACGCUUUGCUCACCCUUAAACACAAAUUAUAAGCUAUCAGCACAGGCAUUUAUACUAAAUAGCCUAACUGAUAAUUUACCCUCAUACCCUAUAGAUCCAAAGCAGUGUCUUAAAAAUCUUGGAUUCCCUUUAGCCGACACCCAAUUUCACAAACCCAGACCCGUGGAUAUACUAAUCGGCAGUGAUAUCUAUCCAAGUAUUUUACUCAAUGGAGUAAAGAGGAACAUACUAGGUUCACUCUUAGCUCAAGAGACAGAAUUCGGAUGGAUAUUGUCCGGACCCAUAACCCAACCCUCCCAAAAUUCCGCCAUAGUAUCAUUUCACAAUAAAGUGAAUCCCGAGAGUCUUCUCACACGUUUUUGGGAGGUGGAGGAAAUCCCAAAGGAAUCCGUAGUUUCCAAAUCGGACCAAAUUUGUGAGGAAAUUUUCCAAAAAACUACCCGUCGUAAUCCAGAUGGGCGCUAUAUAGUAACCCUACCCUUCAAAGAACCCGACAAUAUUGAUAUCGGACAAUCUAGACAUAUAGCGUUGGCCCAAUUCCUCAGAAAUGAACGAGCUUUACUUAAAAAACCCGAAGUGAAAGCAGAAUACGACAAAGCAAUCAUGGAAUAUUUGGAACUCGGACAAAUGAAGAAAGUAGAGUAUGACCCUUCUGGUAAAGCGACCCAAUACUACUUACCACACCACGCGGUCAUUAAACCCGACCGUAUAACCACGAAAUUGCGUGUGGUAUUUAACGCAUCUUGCCCCACGUCAAAUCACAAAAGCUUGAAUGACGUCUUACAUAUCGGGCCUACUUUACAGAAAGACCUUGUCAUUCUGAUAACAAAUUGGCGACUCUUCCAAUUCGUUUUUAAUGCAGAUAUUCAGAAAAUGUACCGGCAAAUACUCGUAGACCCUAAACACACUCGGUUCCAAAGGAUAUUAUUUAGGAAGUCCCCGGAAGACACAAUAGAAGACUUCGAAUUGCAAACAGUCACGUUCGGCAUAAAUUGUGCACCGUAUCUAGCAAUCCGGACCCUCAUGAAACUUGCCGAUGAUAUAGAAGAAACCCACCCAUUAGCAGCCAAAAUACUUCGCCAGGAAAUGUAUGUAGACGAUGUUUUAGCCGGAACACAUAACCUGACCACGGCAAAGUCAGCACGAGAUGAACUUAUUUCCGCUCUGAAGACCCCAGGAUUCGCUCUGGGAAAAUGGACCUCCAAUGACCCACACAUUCUGAAAGGACUUCCACAGGAUCAUCUUUUAGAGACAGAAACACUCAAUCUUUCGGAACCCGAGAACACCAAAACCCUGGGCAUUCGAUGGAACUCCAAAAAGGAUUCAUUUUUCUUCCUCGUCAACCCAAUGGAGAAAAAACCCGCAUACACCAAACGAGAAGUUUUAUCAGCCAUAGCAAAAUUGUUUGACCCAGCCGGUUGGCUUAGUCCAAUAAUAAUCACGGCAAAAAUAAUUAUGCAACAAAUAUGGCUGGAUAAAACUGACUGGGAUGAAAGCCUGAAACCCCUCACCCUUCAUCGAUGGAACAGCUUCGUAAAGGAUUACGACAACAUCAACAAAAUUGAAAUACCCAGUGAAAUGGCCCCAACAAUCACCAACUCACCCAAACCUCGUUCUAUGAGCCCAACAAUCACCAACUCACCCAAACCUCGUCGCAUGAGCUCAGCAAUUAGCAACCGGUCCCGUAGCGCAACCCGUAGCAUCACACCGAUUUCGGAAGACGAAACGAUAUCCCGACGUAUUCAACGUUUCAAGUCGACCCUUCCCACUAUUCGUGACGAAAAGGAAUGUGAUGAUCGUACAACACGAAAAACGAUCUCACAUCGAAGAAAACACACAUCAUCCCGUCAUGUCGCUUGCGGAAUAUGCAAAAAAGACCACCGUCUAGUGACUUGCGCUACGUACUCGGCAUAUAAUAUAAACAAAAAAUACGAAGCAUUACACAAGCUACCCAAAAAACCCUAUGAGCGAGAUCUAAGCGACGAUGUGCAAAUGCGCUUUGAACACUUAGUUCUCGCUGACCCUCAAUUCCACAGCAACAGGGAGAUAACGUUGGAGAUUGGAGCAGAUGUGUACCCUCAAAUCAUCAGAAAUGGACUAUUCAAACCCGAUAAUGGUACGGUGGUAGCGCAGAAUACAGCAUUUGGCUGGACCCUUACUGGCACCAUCUAA
Bactrocera dorsalis (oriental fruit fly) is the source of this 2703-nucleotide messenger RNA. RefSeq lists its product as uncharacterized. The transcript is spliced from 3 exons. NCBI's taxonomy places the organism in Eukaryota, Metazoa, Arthropoda, Insecta, Diptera, Tephritidae. Bases 1 to 2703 code for a protein of 900 amino acids. The record is from RefSeq and is a predicted model, not a curated record.